Molecule: messenger RNA, 1260 nt
Organism: Penicillium vulpinum
Lineage: Eukaryota; Fungi; Ascomycota; Eurotiomycetes; Eurotiales; Aspergillaceae
Product: sialidase family protein
Exons: 1
Coding region: 1-1260 (419 amino acids)
Biological process (GO): oligosaccharide catabolic process; ganglioside catabolic process
Cellular component (GO): membrane; cytoplasm; intracellular membrane-bounded organelle
Molecular function (GO): exo-alpha-sialidase activity
Source: RefSeq, a predicted model, not a curated record
AUGACGCUUCGAUCCAUCAUUGCUGCGAUUGGGUUACAUGCACUCGCGGCCGUGGCCCUUCCUGCUCAACCUACAGCUGAAAUCAUCACUCAGCAUACCCUAACAACAAAUGGAGAAGGACUGUUUCCAUACUACCGAAUUGUCGGGUUAGCGAACCUGGGUAAUGGUACUAUCCUAGCAGCCUUCGAUGGACGCCCAAACAACGGAGAUAGCCCAGCUCCGAAUUCAAUUCUCCAACGUCGCAGUGAAGAUGGUGGCGAGACCUGGGGCGAGGUGACUUAUAUUGCCCGAGGUCAGAUAGGAAAUUCGACAGUGCAGCAGUAUGGAUUUAGCGAUCCAAGCUAUGUUUUCGACGAAAAUACUGGAAAUGUGUUUAAUUUCCAUGUUUUUUCGAAGAAUCAGGGCUUCGCGGGCAGUGCACUCGGAACCGACGACACCAAUUUGAGCGUGAUGAGUGCUGAAGUCUCAAUUUCAACUGAUAGAGGAGUUACGUGGUCUACUGACCCUGCCAAUCAACCGCUUCUUCCCCCUAUUGCAUCCGAAGAGGUUGGUGCUCCGCCACUUCUCACUACAGCAGUUAAACCGGUAGGGAGUACGGUCAACGGGGUAGCUAACGUGGGUGGUGUACGAGGAACCUUUGCGACAUCUGGUGAAGGUAUUCAACUCAAAUAUGGUACAUAUGCCGGCCGGUUAGUCCAGCAAUACAUCGGAAACGUUAUCCAAGCAGAUGGUUCAACAUCACUACAAGCCUACAGCGUCUUCAGCGAUAAUGGUGGCCAGACAUGGAAGAUGGGUCAACCUCAAGGCACGGAGAUGAGUGAGAAUAAGGUGGUCGAGCUUUCCAAUGGCAACCUGAUGCUUAACUCACGUCCGAACUCAAGAGGAUACCGAAAGGUCGCUAUUUCAACCGACGGGGGCGAAACCUAUUCGGUUCCAACCAUCGAGACUCAGCUUCCUGAUCCAUCAAACAAUGGAGCAAUUACAAGAAUGUACCCUCAAGCACCAGAGGGCUCGGCAUCCGCUAAAAUCCUCCUAUUUACCAAUUCAAACCACCCGCAAUCUCGAGUGAACGGCACAGUACGGUAUUCUUGUGAUGACGGCACGACAUGGUCUUCAGGCCGCGUAUUCGAAGCCGGUGAAACGCAAUAUUCCACAAUCACCGCGCUCGACGAUGACAUGUUUGGAAUAUUUUACGAGGGUCCUAGCAAUGAUCUCAUAUUCCUAAAGGUUUCCAAGGACUACAUUGGCGUUUCUUGUUAA